AUGUCCGACCUGAGUCACAAUACACUCACCAUGGACGAAACCGCUCCCACCACUGCCCCAAGGGCCUUCACCCUCUUCCCAUUCCUCCCCACCGAGCUCCGCCUCGCAAUCUGGCAAGCCUCCUGCCACCCUCGCAUCCUCGAAAUCCAUUACUGCCCCUCCCAAGACCGAUGCUUCACCCCCUCCAAGCCGCCCGUCAUCCUCUCCGUCUGCCGAGAAUCCCGCCACGAAGCGCUCUCGCGCAUCUACGCCAAAGCUUUCGGGACGCGCACUCACCCUUCUGGAUCCAUCUACUUUGCUCCCGAACUAGACAUCCUUUACAUACCGCGGUAUUACGAAGAGGAAGAGGACUUUCAUCACCACCAGAAAGGAGGACGUGGACUCGAACAAGAACAGAAGGACAGGCAGAGGAGGAUCAUGUCCAUGGGCUACAGCGAGACGGCCCGGGAUUUUGGCCAGUACGUCCUCAACACCACGGAGCUGGUCAAGAACCUGGCGAUCGAUCAUGUCAGACCGGAGAUUAGGAGACCAUGGGAGACGUACAGCAAGUUCUGUCUGAUCAGGAGCUUUCCCAACUUGGAGAGAGCGUUUUUGAUUUUGGAUAACGCCACCACCACCACCACUUCUACGACGACGACAAUACUGGGCCACACAGCAGUGGAAGAAGUGGAGGAAGAGGAAGAUGAGGAAGACCAAAUCGAAUUCAUCGACCCCACCGAAAGCAAGGAAGAAAUCAUGCGACUCAUGGAAAACGUAAGCGCUUCGUUCACCCACGAGGUCGGGGUGGGAGUUACUACACGGUUUGAGGAGGAGAGUGGUGGUGGAAACAGAAACGAUCAUGGAGCUCAGGAACAACAGCAUUUUGAUUGCUGUCUGGAUCAUGCACCGGCAGGGCGAAAAGGCGGGGAUGAGCUGGCGCUGAUACCGAAGACCAAGGUUCAUCAUCAUCACAGUCCUCAUCAGGCCCCAUGGCAGAGUCAUACUUCGUCGUUUGUGUCUUGUGUGUGA
This is a messenger RNA of Sordaria macrospora k-hell, 1008 nucleotides long. RefSeq lists its product as uncharacterized. The record is from RefSeq and is a predicted model, not a curated record. Lineage: Eukaryota; Fungi; Ascomycota; Sordariomycetes; Sordariales; Sordariaceae.